Anoplopoma fimbria (sablefish) is the source of this 3320-nucleotide messenger RNA. RefSeq names its product adducin 2 (beta) (gene add2). Gene Ontology annotation, biological process: barbed-end actin filament capping. The coding region runs from base 186 to 2195 and encodes 669 amino acids. Gene Ontology annotation, cellular component: cytoskeleton; plasma membrane; postsynaptic density. NCBI's taxonomy places the organism in Eukaryota, Metazoa, Chordata, Actinopteri, Perciformes, Anoplopomatidae. Gene Ontology annotation, molecular function: actin filament binding. The transcript has 15 exons. The record is from RefSeq and is a predicted model, not a curated record.
CGUAUCACUAGCUAACUUCCUGUUAGUGGUUCUGACGCUGCUGUCUGCAUGUGAGCUCUGCUAAUGCUGCGUUUUCUACAGCUCUGCACUUCCACCGGCCAGUGCCCUGAGGAAUACAGCAGCCUUAAUGUGAGGUUAUCCCCACCCACUCCUGGUUGUAAGACACCCACUGCGAUACGUAGAAGAUGAGCAAGUCCCCGACACCCAAAGGCACCCCGGUGCAGCGGAGCCCCAGUGAUGGGGUCCCUGAGGGCCUCCUGUCCCCUCAGCACUCCACACCCAGCUCCGGACCCCAGCAAAAGAAACACAUCUCCAGCCUUCUUCAGAGUCCGUCGUUCAGGGAGGAGCUGGAUGUGCUGAUCCAGGAACAGAUGAAGAAGGGUGGCAGCUCCUCCAACCUAUGGGCGUUGAGACAGCUGGCUGACUUCAUGGCCACACAUGGCUCCCCAGCCGCCCUGCCCGUCUCCCCUUCUAACAUGAUGAUGGUGACACCCAUCAACGACCUGCAGAGCUGGGAGCCCGGCAGCAUGGUGAAGGGGGAGAGGUUGAUGCGCUGCAAGCUGGCUAGUGUCCAUCGCCUGUUUGACCUGUUUGGCUGGGCCCAGAUCAGCCGCACGUGUCUCACUCUGCGUGUUAGUAAAGAACAGGAACACUUCUUGGUGCUUCCAGAUGGCCUGGCCUGCAGUGAGGUGACUGGAUCCAGUCUGGUAAAGGUGAAUAUCCUGGGUGAGACGGUGGAGAGGGGCAGCACCAACCUGGGCGUGGACACCGAGAAGUUCAGCCUGCACUCCGCCAUCUACUCCGCCCGGCCAGAUAUUCGCUGUCUGCUUCACCUCCACACGCCGGCCACGGCUGCGGUUUCAGCUAUGAAGUGUGGCCUCCUGCCGCUGUCCCAUGAGGCUUUGCUGGUCGGUGACGUGGCUUAUUACGACUACAACGGAGUCAUGGAGGAGGAGGAGGACAGAGUGGAGCUGCAGAAGAGCCUGGGGCCGACCUGUAAGGUUCUGGUGCUGAGGAAUCACGGCAUCGUGGCUCUGGGGGAGUCAGUGGAGGAGGCUUUCUACUCCAUCUACCACAUCCAGGCUGCCUGCCAGAUCCAGGUGUCAGCUUUGUGCUGUGCCGGUGGUGAACAUAACCUGAUUCUGCUGGACCGGACCAUCCAUAAACCCAACGUAGCCGGCACCGUGGGCUGGGCUGGCUCCACCUUUGGACCCCUGCACAAGAGCCGCAUCGGGGAGCACGAGUUUGAGGCCCUCAUGAGAACCCUGGAUAACUUGGGCUACCGUACCGGCUAUGCCUACCGCUUCCCUGUGCUGCUGGAGCGGACGCGGACGAGGAGGGAGGUGGAGGUGCCCGCAACCGCCACGGCUUUCCACCAGUUUGAUGACGACGGAGUCCACCCGGCUAUGAGGCAGCACCCUUUCGCUCAGCGGCAGCAGCAGGAGAGGACUCGAUGGCUCAACACCCCAAACACCUACCAAAAAGUCAACCAGGAGCAGGCCAGCCCGGGACAGCGCUCAACUUGGUUGAAGGCAGAAGAGGUGACUCAAGCCGGCAGCACAUCCAUCAAGAUAGAGAACCAAAACCAGUUUGUGCCUCUUUUCACCAACCCUCGAGAGGUGAUUGAGACACGAAACAAGAUCCGACAGCAGAAUCGUCAGGACAUGAAGACAGCAGGACCACAGUCUCAAGUCCUCGCCGGCGUUAUAACAGUCGACGGUCCUCCGUCUCCAGUCAGCCCACCUAAAGUCCCAGCAGAGCCAGAACCUCCCAACCCCUUCAACCAGCUGACAGACCAGGAGCUGGAGGAGUACCGCAAGGAGGUGCAGAAGAAGCAGGAUGGAGGGACCAAUGGGGAGGAGGUGGCACAUGACAAGGAGUCUCCCCCUGCUACCUCCCCCACAAAGAGCCCUCCCCCAGCCCCCUCCUCUCUCACAGAAGAGGCAAAGACCGACACUCCAGCCAUACAGAACGGAGGCGAAGAGGAGAAGCAGACGACAGAGGAGCUGGAGAAAGGGAUGAAGGCUCUCUCCACCAACGACACCUCCUCCCCGCCCGCCGCUCUGACCCCGAAACCACAAGGCGGCACCCCAGAGGGCUCGCCCUGCAAGUCCCCGUCCAAGAAGAAAAAGAAGUUCAAGCCGCCUUCGUUCCUGAAAAAGAGCAAGAAGCAGAAGGAGAAAGCGGAGACCUGAGGCGUUCAGACACACCUGACCUUGGUGAAAUACUACUGUGAAACAUUUCUAAGUGUAUGACGGAGUAGCAGAUGAUUUAUCCACAUCAGAUCUAUUCAAAACACACUCAGUUAAGAUGUCAUUCACACACACUAAAGGUGUACUAAAUACACCUACAAAUACUUUACUGUAACACUGGUACUCACUGAUUUGAUCUAAGUGGUGAUUCAUCUUAGAAAACACUGACAAUUAUUUUCACAAACUAUUUGACCCAGGUCGGAUUCAAGCCAACAUUUUGAUGCUUCUUGAAACACACAAACACACACAGUCUCGUAUUACUUGCAUCUUAUUUUCACCUGCUGUGCUAUGAAACCAUUACUUAACUUCACUGUAUAGGCAUUCAAACACGUUCCUUUCUGUAACGGGGAUUACUUGUGUCAUCUUGUGCACUUGCCGCUCGGAAUUUGUUUUAUACCUUUUUUUUUUAUUAUUUUAUCCACAACUUUGCAAGACAUGGUGGAAAUUGAAGUCCCCUUGAUAUAUGCACCCCUUUAUCCACAUAUAGGCACUUGACAUGUGUAUAUUUACAUUCUAGUAUGUUGCAUUUAUUCAUUAUCAUAGGCAUCUUUUAGUCAUGAUUUGGUUCUUAUUAACAGAUAGAUGUUGCAGGUUUGCUAUGUGAGCACAGGUGCAGUACGUGUAGAAAUAUACUGAUAGCUACUGAUUGUGCUCUUCUGAAUGCUGGUUCUGUGUAAAGCUAUCAGCCUAUCGACGUUAUUACCGCAGGGAAGAAAAAGGGGAAAGAAAGCAGGGAAAAUGAUGCUGGCUCGCAACAAAACACAAGUCGCUAUGAAUGCCUCUAUUACCCCAAAACAAUUUGUUGCUUGCCAAACGCAGUGUGAAACCCAGUAAUAGAAGAUACUAAUGAUACUAAACAUUCCGAUUUUCUCAUUUUCUUUUAAAUGUAUGUGUGCAAAAAAAAAAAAAAAACUCUUAACAGUUGUAAUUACUUUCUGUUUUUAACCAGUAAAUGCUGACGUGUGAUGUUUGCUCAUGGUUUUAAUUUAUUUUAUAUUAGAAUGUAUAAGUGAGUGUCGCAAGGUUACCAUGUAUCAGUCAUUAAAGAUCAAGUUUGAUUUAAACCAA